AUGGAUUUUCCAGUGUUAGUUCCUAAAGCGAAGAAGGUUUCAGUGGUUAAGUGGAGUCCUCCCUCACAAAAUUGGGUGAAGCUUAAUACGAAUGGCAGCUUGGGUAAUCCUGGGCUUGCUGGUGCUGGGGGUGUCAUUUGUGAUGCUGGUGGUCAAAUGUGUGCGGCUUAUUUUGUUCUUUUAGGCCAAGCUUCUAACAACUUUGCUGAACUAAGUGGUUUGAUAGAAGAGGUUAGAAGGUGUUGUCAACUUGGUUUUUAUCAAGCGGAUAUUGAAACUGAUUCUCAAAUCCUUGUUAAUUGCAUUAGAAAGGGUUGUCGCUUUGAUUUUAUUUCUUGCAAUCGUUUUGGCAAAUUGUACUGUGGUUGGUACUUUUGCUAUCCAACUGGUAACUACUCCAGCAACAGUACCUACAGGGCAAACCUCGUUGGCCUCCUGGCCACCAUGUAUUCCAACACGGAGAUCGAUUACGGGUUUUACAAUUUCUCCGCCGGAGAAAAUGCCGACAAAGUGAACGCGAUUGCACUUUGUAGAGGAGACAUUACGCCGGAGUCAUGUCGUAAUUGUAUCAAUACAACAAGUCAGGCUCUGUUACAGUCUUGUCCCCACCAGACGAAGGCAUUCAUGGGAGACGGUAUGUGUACGCUACGAUACUCAAACGGAACUAUAUUUGGCACCUUGGAAACUGAACAUCCAGUUAUCAUUUACAAUACUGAAAACGCCACAGACGUAGAGAAUUUCAAUCAGGUGCUAGGACAAUUGCUAGACAGGCUAACAAAACGCGCCGCACAAGGGAAUUCUACUCGCAAGUUUGCUCUGGAUAGCGGGCCUGCCACAGACUUUGAAACACUAUAUGCACUUGUGGAAUGUACUCCUGAUUUGGACCCCAAUCAAUGCACCAUCUGCCUGAAGGGACUCGUGCAAGAAAUUCCACGAUGCUGUUAUGGGAAGCGUGGAGGGAGAUACGUAGCACCCAGUUGUGAUUUAAGAUUCGAGACUACCCCUUUCUAUGACUUGAACGUUGAGGAAUCAUCGCCACUGCCACCACCACAGUUGCUUCCCCCUGCAGAAGGAAACGGAAGUAACUCAACAAGAAUUGCAAUUCUUAUAGUCCUGCCGGUUGUCGCUUCUUUUGUUCUAAUCAUAUGCAUUUGCAUCAUCUAUACAAGACUAGUGAAGAAAUCAAGGGAGCAACUUCAAAAUGAACCCAUAUAUGAAAUUAGUAGUGCUGAAGAAAGGCUGCAAUUCGAGUAUCGGAUAAUUGAAGUUGCUACAGAGAACUUUUCUGCUCAAAACAAGCUUGGAGAAGGAGGAUUUGGUGCUGUUUAUAAGGGUAAGUUUCCAAAUGGAAAGGAAAUAGCUGUGAAGAGGUUGUCCAUGGGCUCUCAACAAGGAGAUGCAGAAUUUAAGAAUGAGGUCAUGUUGGUGGCUAUGCUUCAACACCGAAACUUGACAAGGCUUCUAGGAUUUUGCUUGGAAGGGAGUGAAAGGCUUCUAGUCUAUGAGCUUGUAAGGAAUUCAAGCCUUGAUAAGUUUAUAUUUGAUCCAAUCAAAAGUGCACAAUUGAAUUGGGAAGUGCGUGACAACAUUAUACAAGGCAUUGCUCGAGGACUUCUUUACCUUCACGAAGAUUCGCGACUUCGUAUUAUUCAUCGUGAUCUCAAAACUAGCAACAUUUUAUUAGAUGCAGACAUGAACCCCAAGAUUUCAGAUUUUGGGACCGCAAGAUUAUUUGAAGCAGAUCAAACUCAAGCCAAUACACACAAAAUUGUGGGGACCUAUGGAUACAUGCCUCCGGAAUAUGCAAUACGCGGACACUUUUCAGUAAAAUCCGAUGUGUUUAGUUUUGGCGUGGUAGUUCUGGAGAUAGUGAGCGGUAAAAAAAAUAACUCUAGCUUUCAGGGUGAGAAUGAAGCUGGCUGCCUUCUAAGUUAUGCAUGGAAAAACUGGAGGGAGGGGACAACCUCAAAUCUUGUAGAUGCCACAUUAAAGGCCAAGUCAACAACUCAAAUAAUGAGAUGCAUCCACAUUGGAUUAUUAUGUGUUCAAGAAAAUGUGGCUGACAGACCAACCAUGGCUACAGUCGUCCUCAUGUUUAAUAGCCACUCUGUUACUCUACCAGUGCCCACAAGACCUGCAUUUCUUAUGCAUAGCACCAAAUCAGAUGUGUUGUCCCAAUCGGAGAACGGUGUUGGCGUAACAAGACCAGAUAGGCGUCGAAGUAGAUAUGUCCAAGCCUCAAGAAAUGAAGCUUCAAUAUCUGAGCUAGAUGGCCGAUAACUUUUGAUGGAAG
This is a messenger RNA of Juglans microcarpa x Juglans regia, 2293 nucleotides long. Its product is annotated as cysteine-rich receptor-like protein kinase 26. The transcript has 9 exons. Lineage: Eukaryota; Viridiplantae; Streptophyta; Magnoliopsida; Fagales; Juglandaceae. The coding region runs from base 1 to 2280 and encodes 759 amino acids. Gene Ontology annotation, biological process: protein phosphorylation. The record is from RefSeq and is a predicted model, not a curated record. Gene Ontology annotation, molecular function: RNA-DNA hybrid ribonuclease activity; protein kinase activity; ATP binding.